This is a messenger RNA of Sporothrix brasiliensis 5110, 1512 nucleotides long. RefSeq lists its product as uncharacterized. NCBI's taxonomy places the organism in Eukaryota, Fungi, Ascomycota, Sordariomycetes, Ophiostomatales, Ophiostomataceae. The transcript is spliced from 2 exons. The record is from RefSeq and is a predicted model, not a curated record. Bases 1 to 1512 code for a protein of 503 amino acids.
AUGGUCGCAAGAAAAACACCUGCCGCCGGGGCUUCCACCGGGGCUGUCGCCGGGGCAGCCGCCGUGGACGUCAUCCCCACCGCCUUGACAGACCAGAUACCACCCCUCCAGGGCAUCCGCACGCGUACCUUUUUUGUCGUCAAGGCGCGUCUGGAUGCCGAUGCCAUGAAAAGGGGCCUGGACACGCUCAUCCGCGAGCACUGGCGCAAGCUCGGCGGGCGCAUCAUGCUCAACAAGUCGACCAGCCUACAGGAGUACCACGUGCCCAAAACCUUCCCGCCGGCCGACACAUACGACCUCUUCCUGUGGUCGACCGAGACCAAGACCGGGCCCAUCGACGCCGACGCGCCACAGCUGAUGCAGACGCCCCCCGUCGAGUCCAGCGAGGGCGGCGGCGGCAUCGCCUUUUUGCCGCCGGUUACGGACUACGACCCCAAGUUCCGCCCGGCCUCGUGGCCCUACGACGUCGACCACGGCACCAACGACACGCCCAUCCUGCUCGUGCACCUCACGCAGUACGAGGAUGCGACCGUCGUGGCCCUGAGCGUGCCGCAUGCGGUGGCGGACCAGCUGGGCACAUCUCUUCUGGUGCGCGCCUGGAUGGGUGUUGUCGCCGGCCAGGCGCCGCCGCCGCUCCUGGAGCAGGAUCCCUUGCCGCAGAGCCGCGAAUUUUCGUCCCUGACCAAGGCGGAGCAGCGCCCGCAAAAGGGCAAGAUGCACGUAUUCUAUACCGGCGAGUACCCGGUCGUCCUCUUGGGCUUCUUCCCCGACCUGAUUUUCAACUCGGAGGAGACAAAGCGCAUCAUGUUCCUCCCCAUGGCCACCGUCAAGGCUCUCCGUGCGCGCAGCUCCAAGGCGCUGAACGCCAGCGGAGGCGACCCGGGCAUCACGGACAACGACGUCAUUACCGCCGUGAUGACCAAGCUGUCGCGCAUCCACAAGGGACCGGUGACGAUGAACCUGUCGCAGACAGUGAACCUCCGUGGCCGCCUCCCGCAGUUGACCGGCCCCGCCAUGGACGGCUUCCUGCACAACGGCCUCUCCCACGCGUCGACGCGCUUCCGCCUCGACCGGAACACCCCGCUCGCCCAGAUCGCCAAGGACAACCACAGCUGCGUCGAGGAGAUGCGGGAUCCCGCCCAUGUCGACAUUCAUCUCGCCAUCAUCCGCGAGAUGGCCCGCCGCAAGCAGAACAUGCACAUCUGCGAGCCUUUUGAGACGUCCUUCUCGGUGACGAGCUGGUCGGCCGCCUGGCGGGGCCUGGACUUCUCCGCCGCCGUGGCCACCUCCGCCACCACCUCGGCCGAUGACAGCGGCGCCAAGACGCCCCUGCCGCCCCCGGAAGUCUUUGUUAUUGGUCGCAGUGGCUUGCUCACCACGCCGCACCGCUUCCACGCGACCGUCAUGUUCCGCAGCGACGCCGGCUACUGGAUCGACAUUGGCUUCAGCACCAAGAACUUUGCCGCUAUGAAAGCCCAUCUGGCCCAUGACCCCAAACUGGAGAAGCUGUAG